AUGGCAAUGAAGGGCCCCAUGUCUCCACUCUCGCUGCGCGCGACGGAGUUGGAGGACCGGCCGCCGGAGUGGAUGGCGCUCAUCGCGCCGUCAUCCUCGGCGGGCCCUGCGCCGCCUCUCCCGUCCGCAUCCAGCAGCAACGGAGGAGCAGGAGGCGGCUUAAAGCCCCGCCGUGUGCGAGUGCUGCCAGUGUCGCACCCCUCGCACGCUGACAUCUACGACAGCGGUUCUCCUGGCGGGACCGGGGGUUUCAUUGGUUCCAACUGCUGGGCGGCAUUUUGGCGCGUAGUGCACUACCUCUUCCCGUGCACCAAGUGGAUGGCGGCUUAUAGCCUGCGAGACGACCUCGUGGCGGACCUUAUAGCGGGAAUAAGCGUGGGCGUGAUGCUCGUACCACAGUCAAUGUCUUAUGCGAAGCUUGCUGGCCUGCCCCCGAUAUACGGCCUAUACUCUGCAUUCGUGCCCAUCCUCAGCUACGUGGUGUUUGGCUCGUCCCGCCAGCUGGCAGUGGGUCCCGUGGCCAUCGUAUCCAUCCUCACCUUCGACGGGCUCAGGAAGGUUGUAGCGGAGAAGCUCCGCGACUCGGCUGUAGCGGCAGGCCUCGCUGCAGCAGGCGGGUUCGGCCCAACGGCAGGCCUGGCUGUAGCAGGGGGGUUGGGCUCCACGGCUGUAGCAGGGGGCGUGGUGGGGGGAAUAGAGCUCCCGGCAGCGGAAUUGACAGGUGGAGCGGGAGGAGGAGGGAUGCUAGGAGGAGGGGUAGGAGGGGCAGGAGGGGCAGUAGGGGCGGCGGAUGUGAGCAUGGAGGAGUUGGCAGUGCUGCUGGCGCUGAUGGUGGGACUGCUGGAAGUGCUUAUGGGCCUGCUCAGAAUGGGCUGGCUCGUGCGUUUCCUCUCGCACAGCGUCGUCUCGGGGUUCACCUCAGGGGCGGCUCUCCUGGUGUGCGUGUCCGUGGCAAAGGACAUUCUCGGCUUCUCCAUGCCGGGGGCGGCUCUCCUGGUGUGCGUGUCCGUGGCCAAGGACAUUCUCCGCUUUUCCAUGCCGGGUGAUUGGGAGUGGUUUGAUUUUUGGGGUCAAGCCCUGUUUGGAGCUGAGAUGCUAAGUUGCAUUAACCCCCACCGUUCUCCCCUACUCCCCGCCCCCCACCCUUCUAAUCCCCGCACUCAUGCCGUACGCACGGCAGGCCAGACGGCGUUUGCGGCAGCCCUUUUGAGGCGCCUCAAAAGCCCCUACUCCCCGCCCCCCACCCUUCUCAUCCCCGCACUCAUGCCGUACGUACGCACGGCAGGCCAGACGGCGUUUGCGGCAGCCCUGUCGCACAUAAUCAAGCAGAUAGUGGCGGGGAGGGCUCACUGGGAGCCCAUGGCGCUGGGAGGGGGCGCGCUGCUCCUUCUCCUGCUGCUGCAGCUGGUGUUUUUUCAAGUGAUCCUCUCUACCUUUCCCCCCACGGCAGGCCAGACGACGUUUGUGGCGGCGCUGUCGCACAUAAUCAAGCAGAUAAUGACGACGUUUGUGGCAGCACUGUCGCACAUAAUCAAGCAGAUAAUGGCGGGGAGGGCGCACUGGGAGCCCAUGGCGCUGGGAGGGGGCGCGCUGCUGCUGCUGCUGCUAAUGAAGGAGGCCGGCAAGAGCUGGAAGUCGCUGCAGGUGCUGCGAUGCGCCGGGCCCUUCACCAGCAUUGUGCUCGGUGCCCUGGUCGUCAAGCUCUGGCGGCCCCAACAUGUGCCCGUGGUCGGCGAGAUCCCCCAGGGUUUACCCUCCCUCUCCACAGCCUUCCCCUGGGAGUAUUUCCCCAAGCUGCUGCCAACGGCGCUGGUCAUCACAGGUGUCGCCAUCCUGGAGUCGUGCGGGAUAGCCAAGGCGCUGGCAGCACGUAAUGGCUACGCCAUCGAUGCCAACCAGGAGCUAUUCGGGCUCGGCAUGGCCAACGUGCUCGGCUCUUUCUUCUCCUCCUUCCCCACCACUGGUGAGUACUGCCCCAUGACAGCCCUGCCCCGCUCCUUCUCGCGCUCAGCAGUGAACAAUGAGGUGGGAGCGCGAACGGCACUGAGUGGGCUCAUCAUGGCGCUCAUGGUCGUGGCCACGCUGCUCUUCCUCACUCCGGCCUUCAGAGACGUGCCGCAGUGCGUGCUGGCAGCGGUGGUGGUGAAUGCAGUGCACGGCCUAGUGGACCUACAGGAGCCGCUCUUCCUCUGGCGGGUGGAGAAGAAGGAUCUCGUGCUCUGGCUCUGCGCCUUCCUGGGAACGUUGCUGCUGGGACUUGAAACCGGCGUUCUCAUCUCGGUGGCGCUCUCCCUCGUCUUUGUCAUUCACGAAUCCGCCAAUCCACACAUGGCUGUGCUGGGUCGCCUCCCAGGCACCACGGUUUACCGCAAUGUGAAGCAGUACCGCGAUGCAUACACGUACAGGGGCGUGGUCAUUUUGCGCAUUGACGCCCCUAUCUACUUUGCCAAUGUGGACUAUAUCAAAGAGAGGCUGCGCAAGUACGAGCUGCAGAGGGUGGCAUGGUGGAAGGACGGCAGCAGCGGCAGCAGCGGAGGCAGGUUGGCUGGCAGCAAUGGGGGGGCCAACGGAAUGGCAGUCAUGGACCUGCGCUUUCUCAUUCUCGAGAUGUCCCCCGUUACUUAUAUCGAUUCCACGGCCGUGCACGCCCUCAAGGAGCUCUAUAACGAGUACAAGGCGAGGGACAUCCAGCUGUGCUUCUCCAACCCCUCGCCCAAAGUGAUGCUCACCAUGGCCCGAGCCGGCUUCCCUGAUCUGAUCGGCCGUCAGUGGUACUUCGUCCGGAUCCACGACGCUGUUCAGGUGAGCUUUGAGCACGAGGGGGGGGGGGAGAGGGGGGCGUUGGGUAGAGUAUGGGGGGAAGGGGGUUUUUCCAACCCCUCGCCCAAAGUCAUGCUCACCAUGGCCCGAGCUGGCUUCCUGCACCUAAUCGACCGACAAGGUACCCCGUUCACCAUAGCGCCUUCUCGCUCCUGCUCUUCCCCAUGCCUGCUUUCCCGCACUCCUGCUCUUCCCCAAUGCCCUCUCUGCUCCCACCAGGUAUGCCUUGCUCUCCUAGAGGACACCGAGAUCACCAUUGAAACGCCUUCUCGCUACCAGCGUGCCGAUUCUGCCGCAGUCAGAGCAACCGCAGCUCAGGCAGGAGGUGGUGUGCGGCAGCAGCAACCACAGCAGCAGCGGCAGGGGGGAGUGCGAGAGGAGCGACCACACACCCCAUCACGGCAUCAUUCGGAGGCUCAGCAGCAGCGGCAGGGAGAGCAGCAGGAACCGCAGCAGGAGGGGGAUGAGCCGAGGGUGAUUUUGCAGCAGGAGCAGCUGCAACUGCAGCAGCAGCAGCAGCAGCAGCUGCAGCAGCUGUUGUAUCAACAGCAGCAGCAGCAGCAGCAGCAGCAGCAGAUGCAGCAGCAGCAGCAGCAGCAGCAGCAGAUGCAGCAGCAGCUACAGAUGCUACACCAACUCAUCAUACCACCUCAUCACCAACAGCAACAGGGGCAGCUGGGACAGCAGCAAGGACAAACCCAAUCACCUGAGCGAACACCUGUGUGGGAGAUCCAGCCCCAGGUGACUCAGCAGGUUUCUCCCACACCAGGCCUCACCCUCUCCCCGCACCUGUCCGCCAGCUUCGUAAAUCUCGCCCAAGCUGCCCAACGAGCCAGCAGCUCAAACUCUGAAGGUGGGUUGAGUACGGUUGGGGAGGAUAUUCAGUCAAUGUCAGGGGAGUCCGAGGAGAGCUUGGGUGCGAGGCGGAGGAAGAAGCAGAGUGUGGCAACGGCUGCUGCAGAUGCAGCAGAUGCUGCAGAAGAUGCUGCCUUCUUUGAAGGGAGGAUGAGCAGUGGGACAACUGUGGGGGAUCUUGCGAGUAGCUUGUCUCCCUUCUUGGAGACCGAAGGGACAUUCCAAGGGCUCGAUUGA
Molecule: messenger RNA, 3912 nt
Organism: Closterium sp. Yama58-4
Lineage: Eukaryota; Viridiplantae; Streptophyta; Zygnematophyceae; Desmidiales; Closteriaceae
Source: the annotation of a GenBank genome assembly